AUGCUCACGGCGCUUCGUCGAAGUGGGUACGGUACAACGAUAGGGUCAGACGAACUCGACCCGUUGAUUCCUACCGAGCACAUGACAUUGGGUAAGCGGGCCGAACGAACGACGGCAGCGACGUUCCCUUUCUGGGUCUGGUACGGUGAGUUGCAAACGAUCGGUCGCGAGCAUGCCAAAGCGAUCGGCCGAUUGUUGAUCAGUCUCUCGACCAAGACGACGACAUUGACGACGUCUUCUUUAACAAUGGCUACCAAGUCGAAAUCGACCUCAUCGCUCGUCGCACCUCUAUCAAAACAUGCGCCUUUCCUCAUUCUCAUCUACCUUCGCGCGUCCGUGCACUCAACAAGUCCAAUCCCUUUGACCUUGAGGAGCGAGUUACAAGGCGGUUGGUUUGAAGUGAUGGAUGCGAUGGGCAAGUGGGAACGCGAGGCAUUGAUGAAGGGCUUCUUGAAGGACGAGGAGGAGGCCGAACGGGCCGUAUUGCGCCGGAUGUGGAAGGCUUACGAGAAGGAACGCUACAGAGGAUGA
Messenger RNA from Microbotryum saponariae, 531 nucleotides. The record is from the annotation of a GenBank genome assembly. Lineage: Eukaryota; Fungi; Basidiomycota; Microbotryomycetes; Microbotryales; Microbotryaceae.